UUAGAUCAAACAAAUUGAAAAUACCUAGUUUUUUUUCUCUCAAUAAAUUGAAUCAAAACCCGUUUCAAGAAACGAAAAAUAUAUAUAUAAAAAAUCAAAUCUUUGAUGGAUGAUUCUCCAAAAAAGUGGUAAAUUUUCCAUUCCCAGAAAAUCUCAAGAACCAAAAAGCAAAUGGGGCAGAAUACUGGUGCAAGUGGCAAAGGGAAGAAAGAAGCAGAAACGGAAAAGGAAACAGUGGUAGAAGAAGAAGAAGAGGAAGUUGAAGAAGGUGGAGAAGAAGCUGAACAAGAUGGAAUGUCUGUUCAUUCUCCUUGUAAACCUGCAUCUUCUGCUCUUCGUAAGGAACAAUCACAGGUGGAAUUGGAGAUAAGAUUGUUGGAGGCUCUUGAAAUCUAUCCCCCUGCCAAAUUGAGAGGCAUCCAUCGUCAUUUUGUCCUAUACGGCUUAACAGAGCAUCUGCGUAGAAGCUUCAAUAGGCAAUUUGCUCCUGAUGAUGUUUUGAAGCUGCUGGAUCGCUUCUACAACUUGGAUAUGGUGAAACCAGAGGACGAGGACUCUGAAAUCCUAAAUCAAGAGGAAGAGUUUUGCCUACCUCACAGUUAUUUCUCGAGGGACGAACCUUGAACUAAGUUGGAAUCGAUAUGGAUAUUGAACUUCUACAUAUGGCAGUUUUUGUAUAGUAGUAUCUGGGUGGUUCAAUUUUUUUUUUUUUGAUGCCAUAAGAGAUUCUGCAUCUAUUAAUCUUACUGAAAAGUUUGUAUGCAUGCUGAUAUUUCAGCUCUCCUUAUAUAUACAGUAGACAGUUGGAUCUUUUUACAAUUUUUCUCAUAGAGAUUUGAUAUAUUGUGAAGCA
Solanum lycopersicum (tomato) is the source of this 853-nucleotide messenger RNA. RefSeq lists its product as uncharacterized. Gene Ontology annotation, biological process: regulation of transcription by RNA polymerase II. The record is from RefSeq and is a predicted model, not a curated record. Gene Ontology annotation, cellular component: NuA4 histone acetyltransferase complex; nucleus. Lineage: Eukaryota; Viridiplantae; Streptophyta; Magnoliopsida; Solanales; Solanaceae.